Sceloporus undulatus (fence lizard) is the source of this 593-nucleotide messenger RNA. RefSeq names its product suppressor of tumorigenicity 14 protein homolog. The annotation marks the transcript as partial. The transcript has 3 exons. Gene Ontology annotation, molecular function: serine-type endopeptidase activity. Gene Ontology annotation, biological process: proteolysis. NCBI's taxonomy places the organism in Eukaryota, Metazoa, Chordata, Lepidosauria, Squamata, Phrynosomatidae. The record is from RefSeq and is a predicted model, not a curated record.
CUUGUGGAAGGAGUCACCUAAAAAGGCCCAGAAUUGUUGGUGGUGAAGAUGCAAGGUCUGGAAAGUGGCCUUGGCAAGUAAGCUUGCAACUGGGUACAUAUGGCCAUAUAUGUGGUGCAUCUAUUAUUUCCAAUAGGUGGUUGGUAUCUGCUGCCCAUUGCUUUCAGGACUCUGAUUCUAUAAGAUACUCAGUAGCAUCUGGCUGGACAGCAUAUAUGGGUAUAAGGAUCAUCAACAAAAACAACAAUUAUGUAGCAAUGAGAUCGAUCAAAAGGAUUAUUGUCCACCCACAGUAUGACCAAUAUAUCUCAGACUAUGAUAUUGCCCUGUUGGAAAUGGAGGCACCAGUAUUCUUCACUGAGCUGGUACAGCCCAUAUGUUUACCAAGCACUCCUAGAGUAUUUAUUUAUGGAAGUGUCUGCUAUGUAACUGGCUGGGGAGCCAUAAAAGAAAAUAGCCAGCUUGCAAAAACACUACAAGAAGCCAAAGUGAAAAUAAUUAACCAAAGUGUUUGUAGCAAGGUUUAUGAUGACCUGAUUACUUCUCGGAUGCUGUGUGCUGGGAGCCUUAAUGGUGGCAUUGAUGCAUGCCAG